Messenger RNA from Impatiens glandulifera, 1186 nucleotides. RefSeq names its product probable pectin methylesterase CGR3. Gene Ontology annotation, molecular function: methyltransferase activity. NCBI's taxonomy places the organism in Eukaryota, Viridiplantae, Streptophyta, Magnoliopsida, Ericales, Balsaminaceae. The transcript is spliced from 7 exons. Gene Ontology annotation, biological process: pectin metabolic process. The coding region runs from base 167 to 946 and encodes 259 amino acids. The record is from RefSeq and is a predicted model, not a curated record.
ACUCCUCAUCCUUCUUCUCCGUUCUCUUCUCUGAUGUGUGAAUGAGGGGAAUAGAUCUAGAUAGAUAGAUAGAGUAGAUCCAGGAUCAAGUUCCUUUUCGCCGCGCAUCUCUCCUGAUCUUUCUCUUCUCAGUAGGUCUUGUCAAGUAGAUACUGCUGGUAUAAUCAUGUCCAGGAGGCCAUCCCGUCGCAUUGGGGAUGGUGGAAGUAUUCCCUUUGUUGGUUCAUUGCACGCUAAAGGACGCGCAUCUCCGUUGCUGUCUGUUGGAAUCAUAGUCGUGGGUGCAAUUCUAAUAAUUGGAUACGUGUUCUCAGGUGGAUCUGGCAGUGAUGCAGACGCCAUCAGUAAACUUGAGAAUGCAGGUGGUGGUUUAUGUACAUUUGAAAUUCAAAGAGCAUUACCGUUUCUAAAGAAAGCAUAUGGUGAUAGCAUGCACAAAGUAUUGCAUGUUGGUCCUGACACCUGCACGGUUGUUUCUACAUUACUGAAAGAAGAGGAAACUGAAGCUUGGGGUGUAGAACCAUAUGACCUAGAUGAGGUAGAUGAUAACUGCAAGACCCUUGUUCGUAAAGGUGUUGUCCGGGUAGCUGAUAUUAAGUUUCCCCUUCCAUACCGACCAAAAUCAUUUUCCCUUGUUAUAGUAUCAGAUGCAUUAGAUUAUCUAUCGCCUAAGUAUCUGAACAGGACUCUGCCAGAAUUGGCAAGGGUGUCAGCAGAUGGUUUUGUUGUUUUUGCUGGUUACCCAGCACAGCAAAGAAGGAAAGUGGCAGAGCCAUCAAAAUUGGGUCGACCAGCCAAAUUACGUAGCUCAUCGUGGUGGAUAAGGUACUUUGUACAAACAAGCUUAGAAGAGAAUGAAGCUGCCACAAAGAAGUUUGAACAAGCAGCAACGGCGAGAUCAUAUAAGCCAGCCUGCCAGAUCUUCCACCUCAGAUCAUUUAACUGAUGACUGAACGUUUUGGGGAGAAAAAUAGUAGUAAAGUUUCAAAUAGCUUUAUGGGAGUAGUUGUAUACUACUAGCAAAGAGAAUCAACAUGCCACAACCAGAUUUACACAUGUGUGACCCUCGUCAAAUAUCACGGUUUGACUUAUCUUCCUCCUAUUUCACAUGCUCCCUUCUUUUGAGUUGUUGUACUGCAACAGUCUAUAUACAAGUAUUAUUAUGUGAUUUACUUUAUUUAACCUA